AAGAUUUUUAGUUAUCGUGGUGUCUCCCGCAGCCGCUCCCGCUUAUAAAAACCGCGGGAGGUUCUCUUUUAGGGCCUUCUCGUGCGACAAAGACGAGCCCUUCCUCUUACAAAUCGCGAUCUCGGCGCAAACCCUAGCUGCGGUUUUAUGGGUUUCACCUCCCGUUGUUGUUAGCCGCAACUAUUCACUGUGGGAGUAUCUUGGGUUUGUAUAGGUCGAGCUCUCUUUGUUUGUGAGCACAACAUGUUCGUUGAAAUUCCUCUUCGACUCCCUCUGUAUUACUUAAGGAGUUUCUUUCUCGUUCUACUGUACUGCUCGUUCUUCCUUUCUUUACUCUAUUCCUUACAAGCUCGUGUUUCCAAAUUUUUGUUCUUUUGGUUCGAAUUGUAGUAACUUAGAUUUCCGGUAGUAAGUUUGUUUGAUACUGCUUAGACUGCUGAUAAACUGUAAGUUAUAUCGUAAAAGUAGAAAAAGACGAUCCCUUUGAGAAGAACCAGGCAAAACCUCUUUCAUGGCGCUCGCUUUUGCUAGCUUGAGGAGGAAAACCUCAACUGUCUUCUACACCGCCCGAAUUCGAUACUAUUCACUUUCUGCCAAUCCUAAACCCUUCGAACAACCCACUUCGGAUGCCCGCUUCCUCCGUUACAGUUCUUCCGAACCAAAAUUCGUCGACCAUUCCCCCUUCCUCCGCUUUCCCGCAACCCAAAUCACCACCCUCCCCAACGGUAUCCGCGUGGCCACCCAACCAUACACAUCCCACACUCACGUGGCAUCUGUCGGUGUGUGGAUUGAUGCUGGCAGCCGGUUUGAAGAACCGGGCACCAAUGGCACUGCACAUUUCCUUGAACACAUGAUAUUCAAAGGCACUCGCCGUCGCACUGUGCAGUCACUCGAAGAGGAGAUUGAGAACAUGGGUGCCCGCCUCAAUGCAUAUACUUCUCGCGAGCAAACCACGUUUUUUGCUGAUGUCCAGUCGAAGGAUGUUCCGGCAGCCCUAGAUGUGCUUGCGGACAUUUUGCAGUAUUCCUGGUUUCCAGAGCAUGCACUUAAGAGGGAGCGGGGUGUCAUCCUUCGGGAGAUGGAGGAGGUGCAAGGACAGAUGGAGGAGGUGAUAUUUGAUCAUUUGCAUUUGGCUGCGUUCCGCGACCAUCCUCUGGGGAAUACGAUAUUAGGCCCUGAAGAAAACAUUCGAUCAAUUUCAAGAGUUGAUCUGGAGCAAUAUAUUUCUACUCAUUACACAGGACCUAGAAUGGUUGUUUCUGCUGCUGGUGCGGUCAACCAUGAUGAGAUUGUUGAUACAGUCAGUAGAAAGUUUACAAGAUUUUCUACAGAUCUGACCACUGCAGAUCAAUUAGUUGAUGCAAAUCCAGCUAUCUUCACGGGUACAGAGGUUCGAGUGGAGAACGAACAGAUGCCUCUUGUGCAUUUGGCAAUUGCUUUUGAGGGGGCAUCAUGGGUGGACCCUAACUCUAUUCCGCUAAUGGUAAUCCAAAGCUUGUUAGGAUCGUGGAACAAAAAUAUUGGUGUUGGUAACUGUUCAGGGUCUGACCUGGCUCGCCGAAUCAGCACCAAUAGCUUAGCUGAUAGUAUGAUGGCCUUCAAUACAAACUAUCGUGAUACAGGUUUAUUUGGCAUCUAUUCCACAGCCAUGCCUGAUCAAUUGCGUGAUUUGUCGCAUGUAAUAAUGGAAGAGCUUAGGAGACUAGCAUCCGAAGUAUCUGAAACGGAAGUAACUAGGGCACGCAAUCAGUUAAAAUCUGCUCUUCUGCUUCACAUUGAUGGAUCUACUGCAGUUGCUGAAAAUAAUGGCCGCCAGAUGCUGACAUAUGGGAGGAUUAUGCCAUUUAUAGAGCUUUUUGCUCGUAUUGAUGCUGUUGAUGCUGCUACAAUAAAGGAGACUGCCAAGCACUUCAUAGUUAACAAGGACAUCGCCAUUGCUGCAGUUGGACCGCUUCAGAACUUGCCAGACCAUAGUUGGUUUCGUUCGCAGACAUCAGCUUAAGGAACACAAAUUACAUGAAAAUUCCUUCUGAGCCUUGGAAAAAUGUUGUUGUACCUUUAAAUUUCAUUUGUAGUUACAUGCAAUAUUUAUUAUUUUUAAUUAGUUAUUUCAUAUCUUACUUCAAAGAUCAUGUGAUUAGAGAUCUUUUAUUAUUUUCAGUAAGCUUUCCAGAUGAAAAGUUUUUCUUAUUUCCUUCUUA
Molecule: messenger RNA, 2201 nt
Organism: Ananas comosus (pineapple)
Lineage: Eukaryota; Viridiplantae; Streptophyta; Magnoliopsida; Poales; Bromeliaceae
Product: probable mitochondrial-processing peptidase subunit beta, mitochondrial
Exons: 9
Coding region: 512-2002 (496 amino acids)
Biological process (GO): proteolysis
Cellular component (GO): mitochondrion
Molecular function (GO): metalloendopeptidase activity; metal ion binding
Source: RefSeq, a predicted model, not a curated record